AGCACAAUCGAACGCAGAGUCAGCGUUCGUUCGGUGGCAGUGGUUCAUUAUUUUUUGUGAUUUUCAUAAAUUAAACAAAGAAUUCAACUUGAAAUUGCUAAUUGAGCUCGAAAAUCUCGCGAAAUGUCGGCGGCAAUGCUAACCGCCGACUGGUUCCUCCUGGGCCGAGAUUUAUAUUUUCGAAAAUUCGAAAUCUACACAAUGGGCUGGCACCAAGACAUCAAUUUAGAGAAUUUCAUUGCGUCGUCGGCCCCUUACGGGGGCCCCAUCGCGAUCCGCCGCGACGAACAGAAAUUCAUCAAAGUGCAAGGAAGUGGCCAACCCAUCAUUUCCAUUUUCUCGGGAUCGGGCAGGCAAAUCACUUCGUUUAAAUGGACCAAACGGCCCAUCGUGUGCAUGGGCUGGUCAAACGACGAGAAAUUGAUUUGUAUUCAAGAGGAUGGUGUCGUAGUUUUACACGACAUGUUUGGGAAGUAUUUACACACGUUUGUAAUCAGCCAAAAAAUCCAAGAUGUGAAAAUCGUUGACGCGAAAAUUUUUACAAGUCCGCAAAACCGGACCGGAAUUGCUGUCAUGACGUCAAAUUUUAAAAUCUUCCUCAUUAACAACAUACAAGAGCCCAAAACUAGACAACUGUCGGAGCUAAUAAAAUCAAAUCUGCACCCCACAAGUUGGGUCGUCAUCUCUGAAGACCCCCACACCGAGGUCCUGAUCGCUCGCGAGAAGGAACUCUUCCGUUUGAAACAAGAUGAGCACCACACCAGUCUCAUGCUGGAACCUGAUAUUUCCAACAAAUAUUCAUCGAUUUUGGAAAUGGCAGUUUCGUUUAACGCGCGUCACGUGGCCCUUUUUACCGAUUCGGGUUACUUGUGGUUGGGGUCGUCAAAUUUGCGCACUAAAUACUGCGAAAUUGAUACCAACAUAAUCCACAAACCCAAACAACUGGUCUGGUGUGGGAACGAAUCGGUUGUUGCGUAUUGGGAGAGGGACAAUUCGCUUUUAAUUGUUGGUAAACAUGGGCAGAAAAUGAUGUACACUUAUGAUAGUUCGGUCCAUUUGAGUCCCGAAAUUGACGGCGUGAGAAUUAUAUCAAACACACAACACGAAUUAUUGCAAAAAGUGCCCGAUGUUGUGCAGAAAAUUUUCAGGAUUAACAGCACCGAUCUGGGGAGUUUUCUACUAGAAGCGUCGAAACACUAUCAGAAACGGAGCCACCGCGCAAACGAAUACAUUUGUCUGGUGAAACAGGACUUGGCAAAAGCUGUGGAUCAAUGUAUCAACGCUGUGGGCUACGAAUUUGAUCCAGAAGUCCAAAAAAUGUUGAUCAGGGCCGCACAAUUCGGCAAAUGCUUCAUUGCAUACAUGAAUUCCGACAAAUAUGUGAACAUAAUCCGCCUCCUGCGUGUUUUGAAUGCUGUCAGAGACCCCAAAAUUGGCAUCCCGCUCACAUUCACACAAUUGCAAUUUUUGGGCCAGAAAGUCCUCCUCGACCGCCUGAUCACACGCAAGGAGUAUUUUCUCGCGCUCCAAAUCGCCAAGUAUUUGAAAAUGCCGGAGGAAGAGGGCACCAGUCACAUUCUGGUCCAUUGGGCCAAGUACAAAGUGGGCCAAUCACACCUCGAGGAGGAAACAGUGGCCCGGGAAAUAGCCGAAAAGUUGGGGAACACACCGGGAAUUUCGUACAGUGAAAUUGCCAGCACUGCUUCACAAUUCGGGCGCAAAAAACUCGCCAUCAAGCUACUAGAUUAUGAGUCCAAAGCGAGCGAACAAGUGAAAUUGUUACUAGAAUUGACCGAAAACACGCCAGCUUUGGUCAAGGCGAUCGAGAGUGGCGACACUGACUUGGUCUACAUGGUUAUACUGAAGUUGCGCGAAAAAAUGGCACUUGGCGAUUUUAAAAUGACCAUUCGGAGCUUCCCCGUAGCACAGUCGCUUUAUAUCAAAUAUUGCAAAGAACACAACACGCAAGCUUUGAACGAGAUUUAUAUACAGGAGGAUGAUUUUAGUGCGCAAGCGCAGACUUUCAUCAUGGAAAGUCUCGACGACAAGAAGUCGCACAUGCGCGACUCUUUGCUAACUUCGGCCGCCGAAGCGUAUCGAAAAGGGCGAAAGGACCUAAACGCCUCCCUCUGUGACGAUUAUUUGAAAUUAUCGCGCUUCCAGCGGCAACUUGAUGAAAAAAGCGGCCACCAAAAAUACACCGGAAAGUCUGUUCACGAAACGUGUUUGUUGCUCCUUAAGAGUAACGAAGUGAAAUUGGCGGAAAAGUUCCGCAACGAUUACAAAAUCCCCGAUAAGAGGUUCUGGUGGUUGAGAAUUCAAAGUUUGGCCCAUCUGGAGGACUGGACCGAGUUGGAAAAAUUCUCAAAGGCGAAAAAAUCGCCCAUUGGUUACGCGCCGUUCGUUGAUAUUUGUCUCGAGAAAAAUAACCGACACGAAGCUUUGAAGUAUUUGCCGAGAGUUGGCGACGAUUUGAAAGUGAAAUACUACAUCAAGGCGGAGUGUUUGGAGGACGCGGCCAAGAUAGCGUUCGAGCAGAAGGACAUCCAGAGCCUGCUUUAUGUCCAAACCAAGUGUCCCUCCAACUCGAGUUUAUCGGAGAAAGUGAAUUCGUUCAUUAUGCAGUUAGAUAAUAGGAAAUAAUUGUGAUAUAAACACUUAGAUAAAUAAUAAAUCGACAACUUGAGUCUCA
This is a messenger RNA of Tribolium castaneum (red flour beetle), 2692 nucleotides long. RefSeq names its product Vacuolar protein sorting 16A (gene Vps16A). NCBI's taxonomy places the organism in Eukaryota, Metazoa, Arthropoda, Insecta, Coleoptera, Tenebrionidae. Gene Ontology annotation, cellular component: lysosomal membrane; cytoplasm; HOPS complex. Gene Ontology annotation, biological process: endosomal transport; vacuole fusion, non-autophagic; intracellular protein transport. Bases 124 to 2643 code for a protein of 839 amino acids. Gene Ontology annotation, molecular function: actin binding. The transcript has 10 exons. The record is from RefSeq and is a predicted model, not a curated record.